CGCACCACGUUUACCAGGGUCCAUGCGACACCCUUUUUACUCCGAUCUUGCUUAUUUUGCGCAUUCAUUUUCCAUUCAACCUUUUUUGAAAGGAGAUUUAUAGCCGGUUCGCCGAUGCACCUGUUUAAGAAGUGCUUCCCACGUAUGAAAUACGAAUUGAGCGACUGUAUCACCGUGGGACGCUGCUUUUCUGCCAAGCGUUACAGUCGAUGCCCCUUUAGGUGAACGCACAGGAGCCGCCAGUAAGCGUCAGAUAAGCCGUCACGUACAUGAGAGGGGCGACCGGUGUCAUGACAGACAGCGCGAUGUACCCGCAAAACGCCUGCUGAUGUUCAGGGUCCACGAUGGAUUCCUGCGUGUCUAAUUUAAGAUUCCCAUAUAACCGUAUCAUAAAUGGAGGAGGAGAGUGACAGCCGUAAAAUCAACAACAGCUUCCUUCGGGACCACAACUAUGCAACCGAAGCUGACAUCAUCUCUACUGUGGAGUUCAACUCUACAGGAGAGCUCUUGGCUACGGGAGACAAAGGAGGAAGAGUGGUGGUUUUCCAAAGGGAACAAGAGAGCAAGAACCAACCUCAAAGACGUGGGGAGUACAAUGUUUACAGCACGUUUCAGAGUCAUGAGCCGGAGUUUGACUACCUGAAGAGUUUGGAGAUUGAGGAGAAAAUCAACAAGAUUCGCUGGCUGCCUCAGCAGAAUGCUGCCUACUUCCUACUCUCAACCAAUGAUAAAACUGUGAAAUUGUGGAAGAUCAGUGAGAGAGAUAAGAGACCGCAGGGAUAUAACCUGAAGGAUGAAGAUGGAAGGAUCCGAGACCCAGCCACUAUCACCACAUUACGGGUGCCAGUACUGCGGCCUAUGGAUCUCAUGGUUGAGGCCACACCUCGGAGAGUGUUUUCCAAUGCACACACGUACCACAUCAACUCUAUCUCUGUCAACAGCGACUACGAGACCUUCAUGUCCACAGACGACCUGAGGAUCAACCUGUGGAACCUAGAGAUCACCAACAGAAGCUUCAACAUUGUAGAUAUAAAGCCAGUAAACAUGGAGGAACUGACGGAGGUGAUAACAGCGGCAGAGUUUCACCCUCACCAGUGCAACACCUUCGUUUACAGUAGCAGUAAAGGCUCCAUACGUCUGUGUGACAUGAGGUCCUCAGCACUCUGUGACAACCAUUCAAAAUAUUUUGAGGAGCCAGAAGAUCCAAGCAAUCGUUCUUUUUUCUCUGAAAUCAUCUCCUCCAUCUCUGACCUGAAGUUCAGCCACAGUGGGCGGUACCUGAUGACACGUGACUACCUGACGGUGAAGGUCUGGGAUCUCAACAUGGAGAGCAAACCUUUGGAGACCUAUCAGGUGCAUGAUUACUUACGAAGUAAGCUCUGCUCGCUGUAUGAGAAUGAUUGCAUCUUCGACAAAUUUGAAUGUGUUUGGAAUGGAUCUGACAGUGUGAUCAUGACUGGUUCUUACAACAACUUCUUCCGAAUGUUUGACCGCAAUACGAAGCGUGACGUGACACUGGAGGCAUCUCGGGAAAACAGCAAGCCUCGGGCAAUUCUGAAACCCCGCAAGGUGUGUGUGGGUGGCAAACGCCGCAAAGACGAGAUCAGUGUGGACAGCCUGGACUUCAGCAAGAAAAUUCUCCACACCGCCUGGCAUCCAUCCGAGAACAUCAUUGCCGUGGCAGCAACCAAUAACCUUUACAUAUUCCAGGAUAAGGUCAACUAGCACAACUUUGCCACCUCCACACACAGAUGAAGAGAAAGAGAUUGUUGUAGCCACCCUGUAAAAAAACGCAGAAUGCAUUUGUGCUGGUUUUGUUCCGAAUGGAAGAAAGGAAGUUAGCUGUGAUGUAGGGAGAAGUAUGGACAAAAGUAGGACUUCUAAUCCUGAAUGAAACGGCCAUGUUGUAUAAGGAUAUUGAGUGAACAAGGAGCGACAUACCCUGCACAAUCUAUCUUCAUUUCAUUUCCUCAAGCUCUUCCUUAAAACUGUUUAUUUAUUGUAUUUAUUCAUUUAUCUGUUGGAGGGAAUUAAGUGACUCUAAAUUAGUCGGGUUUUUUUUUGACAUUAAGUUUAGCAUCUUUAAUAAAGCAUAAUUCAAACUGCGAACUGUGCACAGGAGUUGACUCUUGGUCUAUUUUUUCACGGACUCUUUCAUCAACAUCCUGGCAUCAGAAACAGAGGGGUGCCUUUUUAACAAAUACAAUGGAUGUUCAUUUUCUGAAGUUUCAGACUAGUCUGUAAUAAAUUAUGAAUGUGACUCUAUGCUGACUGUGUAUUGUGAUACCACUGAUCACAACACAAACAAUCUAUUAAAAAAAUCACAGUACCUAGUGACCUGACUGAUCCUCUUGAAAGAAGCGCUGAAGUAAAUGUCAAUCCUAUUGGUCAAAAAGUAAUUUCAUGUUGUCCUUUUUAGUCUUCUUAUUUUGUUUUAACCAUUAACAAGCUGUGGUGCCUUCUUUUCUUAUGUGGGUGGCGGGGGGUUGGAUGAGAGGGUUUCGGAAGGGUGGUAUACAGUAUUGCGUCAUGAAGUGGGAAUGUUUGUACAAGAAAUGUGAAGAAAACCUUUGUGUAAGAAGGGGGAUGAAUUGCAGCGACAUGGGUUUUGAGAACACAGAAUUGCAGUACUUGAAUAAUACAUUCUAGUCUCCAUGUUAUCUCAGUGUGCUCAUGACUUUAUGGUAAAACCUGUUUGUUUGUUUUUAAUUCUUCAAGUGCAGUACCAGGUGAACAGUAUUAAUGCAUGCAAGAUGCCAUCUAAUAUGCCAAUGGAACCUGUAUAAGCAUCAGAUGCCAUCUCUUUUCUUUCAAAACAAACCUGUUUCGUUUCACUGCAUCUGUCUGAGACUGUUAUAUCGUCCUCAUUCAUGAUGUCACUUUGACCUGAGGAUGACUGGAAUGCCGGUAUCAUGAUGUAGCCUAUACAUGAUGUGAAGGUGAAAUGAUAUCAGGGAAUUUUAAUAUGUAAACAUAGUAAUGUUGUCUUCUGAAAACAAUUCCAUUGUAAACUUCUUGAUGACAUUUUUAUAGCUCAGAAUGUAUUGACAUGCAGUGAUUUGCCAUGCAGUCUUUAUGCUUAAUUGAAUUCGUUGAAAUAAAAAUAAACGAAA
Messenger RNA from Xyrauchen texanus (razorback sucker), 3113 nucleotides. RefSeq names its product serine/threonine-protein phosphatase 2A 55 kDa regulatory subunit B beta isoform-like. Gene Ontology annotation, biological process: peptidyl-serine dephosphorylation. The transcript has 9 exons. Lineage: Eukaryota; Metazoa; Chordata; Actinopteri; Cypriniformes; Catostomidae. Gene Ontology annotation, cellular component: cytosol; protein phosphatase type 2A complex. Gene Ontology annotation, molecular function: protein binding; protein phosphatase regulator activity. The record is from RefSeq and is a predicted model, not a curated record. Bases 394 to 1725 code for a protein of 443 amino acids.